AUGGGCAAGAUUGAUUACUUCGUCGUUGAAUUUUAUGGAGAGAAAAGGACGUUUUACCCAGGGGAGGCAAUUAAUGGAACCCUUCGUCUCAAAGUGAAUAAGGAGUUAAAACUGCGAGGCCUACGGAUUGAGUUUCAUGGCAAUGCUCACGUACACUGGAGAGAAGAGUACGAUUUCAGGGGUACAACACGCUAUGAAGAGUAUAAUAACAGCCAAACUUACAUCGAUACCUUAGCAACAUUGUUCGGUAAAGGUCAGUUUGGGUUUUAUUCAUUUUGUUAUUGGACGUGUAGACUGUCUUGUUGCUUGUCGAGUAUUCAAGCCGGAAAUGUUAUGAAAACGGCUGCCGACGUUAAUCAUUUAUAAACCUCUUAAGGCUUUUACAUUUUGAGUUUGUUUUAGAAGCAACUAGGGGCACCCAACGAGAAUAUAGUUCAAAACCACUAAAACAUAGCAUUGUUAAACGUAUUUUGGUAUUUAAACUGUAGAUAUAGGCAUAUUUUUAUCCCCUAAAAAUUUUUCAUCUGUUCGGAUUUCCUAGCUGAAAGUCUAGUGAUCCGAAAAUUAUAGAGAUCAAAACUUACCUUUUCGAAAAUUUCUGCCAGAAAAAAGGCUCUCGAAAAUUCUAGGUGACCUUUUUAGGGUAAAAAUCCGUUAAAAAUAGGCAAUUAUACCAUAUUUUAUAUGUUCGAAAAUCCUUGGAGAAGCAGGCAAGCAAGAAAUUUUACAACAAAUGUUCCUAAAAUUCUAGAUCUCAAAUCGCCCUCCGAACAGAUAUUUUUCCGAAAAUUGUCUUUGGGUGCCCCUGAGCAACCUCGACUAACCUCGACUAGCUUUUCUUGUUUACAUUCUGGCUUAGCUUUCUUGAAAAGUUUUGGCAGGGCUUGGCGGGACGUCUCGAUUUAAGCCACAGGUUAAAUUUUAAAAUUUAUGCUCAAUUUAUUUUAAGCUUAACUACUUUGAUCGCGGUCAGGUUUGCAAAUUAAAGCUGUAAUUUUCGAAACCAAACGAAACGAAGCAAAAGCAAAAACCUAUUAUGAUUUCAUGGCACUAGUUUUUCUAAACAUGUAGCGCCUGUUUGUUUGAUUUUGUCGGCCGUAGGGAGAUUCAUUUAAAAGUUUACUAACGCGUCGUUGCAAAACAUUCUGCUUCACGAGGCUCCCCUCCACAAGAUCUCCUCAGUCACAUCACCAUGUCUCAAUGGUUUCUUUCGUACAGUCUUUAUUGUUGCUGUUUCAUUUCUGCGUAUUCCUUUCACAAUUAUCUGAGCUUGUAUGGAAGCUAGCAGAAGCUAGCCUUCAAUCGGCAUCAAAGUGCUUUCAAUCUUUUGGUCCUCCGGCCAACGGCAAUUAAGUAACGCCAAAAAAUCCAGAUUUUGUCCAAAUCGAAACUUAACAGGAACAAUAUAUCAUUGAUCUGUAAUCCUGAGAAGUUUUAGUGUCGUAUUGAUUCCAGCCAAGCGCGAUGUAAACGGAUUUUUCAAGGUUCUCUUACUCCCCUCGCAUCUUUUGAUUCCAAAAAAGCUGUCCAAAAAUCAAAGUUUGGUGCAUGCGCAGUAACGGGAUACUGUUCCUUGAACGAAAUGAACUCAAAGGGCGCUUUCCAUUCAACAAAAAUUCCGGUUUGAAAUUUCGGAAACUUCACGUGCUCAAUGAAACGGUACAUUCCGGUGGCACAGACCAAGCCAUCGCGCGUUUUGUCAUUGUGGCUUCGCAGCAUACUCAUAAUUACGCUCUAAAAGAGAAAAAGUAAAUUUAUAUCCUAAAGAACACUCGACUGUCGAAAAGGGGCGGUGGAAAACUAAGGGAGGAGGAAUCCUAUUUCGUGUAGAAAGCCUAUGAAUGCAAGUGAAGGUAAAAAAUUCUUGCGAAUUGAAGCAAUACGUUUCUCAGAAUAUUCGAACGAUUCGAAGCAAUUCCUGAACUGAACGGUAAAUAAAUUCGGUGUUUUAGCCAAUUUGUAUUCAGCCAGGCUUUGUUGAAUUCAUUUCAGCUUAAUUGAUAAAUUGCUUUAGUUAAAUAUCGUCGACAGGUUUCAGACAAAUAAUACGCUGAUUCUCACGGACUUUUACACAAUUGUAGCUUGAUUACACACACUUUUUUUCACCUACGUGUCGUGUUGCGUCACUUAUUUGAAACUGUUAAUGGCAAAUAUCAAAAAUCGAAAAAAUUGCAACUGAUUCCAACUAUUUGAGAUGUCAUGCUUUACUCACAGCACUUUACUUUCCAUUGGGAACUCCAUGGUCUUGCAAGCAGGAUACAAAAGGGCGGUACUGGGGACAACAAUUUUGGCAAAUGGAAAGGGACAUUUCGACCGAAAUGACUAGACCGGUCACAGUGGACCACCUUCAAAGCUGGUCCCGAAUAUUCCGGUCGGACCAAAGCAAAAUGGUCCGUUCCAUUUGAUGAACCAAGCGAAAUUUCCGGACUUUUGGGUUGAAUGGAAGGCGCCCAAAGUUUCGAACCUGAUACACACACAAACAGAGUUUUAGUUACAGUAUGUGGUCCUUGGUCGGCGUCUGAAAGUCAUUAACCUGAAUAUCUUAUCCGAAUCUUCACGUAACGAGUUGAAAUACUCCCCGAAGAUAGCUUUUAUGUUCCUCUCGAUAAUCCUGAAGUUUCAAGUUCCAGACCUUAAUAUUUUGCUUGGAAUUCGAAAAAAAGGCGACCGUUUUUGAUGGUCCUUGGUCCGCGAAUGUGGUCCUUGGUCCGCGUCUCAGGUAAGCAACACGAAAAAAAGGUAAAAAUGUUAUAGUUUCAACACGAAAAUGUGAUUUUCACAAUGUUUCAUGCAUUGUUUUCUGUUCUUGAUGCAAUUAAGCUAAAGUUUUUUUCGGAAGAUGUUGUGAGUAUAAAAUAAUCUGCUUUUCUUUCAAAGACUUCAGACAACAGUCUCCUCGAGUCUCCUACACGAGCGACGAAGAGCGGUGUUCAGCGCGGUCGAAAAUAAUUAGCAAAAACUCCGUAUGUAUUCGAGGUAUUAAAAAAAGAGAACUUGUGAGACGAUUUUCAAAACAUUCUCCGAAAACAAAGGCCGUCGCUUUUUAUUUUGGGAAGUGUUAUUCAACCAAGGUCAUAGGUCGCGGACCAAGGACCGCUAAGCGAAAUUUGGUUAUAUUUUUCAAGAGUCGAUAAAACAAAAAAUUCAGAGUCUACAGCAAUAUGCUUCCAACAGCAGAAAUAAGUUGAUCCGAAAACCUGUUCUGCAAGAAGGCACGUCUUCCCGUUGCGUUUUAUUUAUCCGCAGGCCAAGUAAACAUGACCAUGUAAUUUACGGUGCUGCAAAAAUCCAAACUUCAAGAAAGACAAAUUAACCUACCUGUCAACAAACUUUAAUUAAGCGUCUUCACCCGCAGCAAGAAGGCCGAAACUUCGUCGUAUGAAAGAAUGCUAAUCAUUAAAUCACUAUAUCUUUCAUUAUUCAACGUAUUUUUUUUCUCGACGAAAUAUUUUAUCAUUUUCGGAAAAGUCGCGGACCAAGGGCAUCGCAAACUUGCGCGGACCAAGGACCACAUACUGUAGGGAAAGUGCCACAAACAAUAAUUGGAAAUAAUUAAAAGUAUCCAAUAGAUACCAAGUACAUUGCUGGCACCUUAUUCAGGCUGGGCAAUUUUCCUAAUUACAGAUAAAGUAAGCAUUUUUGGCACAGUUCUUUUUCUUCAUAGCAAGAAAUGUAUCACUUUUGAAGUAAUUGAUAAACUGUAUCACUUAAUUCCAAGAAGAAUUCCUCUUCCUCGUUGUCCACCAUGUCCAGGCAUACCUCGGUCAUUUACCUCCCUUUGGGACUAGGUGCAAUGUAUUUGAUGCAAAAUGGAGCCCACAAAGGACCACAUAGGGGCUGUUCGUUUAUUAUUUGUAAGGGAGGGCUGGCCAUUUUGCUGGGGGUUCAUUUUCAAAAUCUUGAUUUAUUUUGGAGAGGUUCAUUUUCGGUUGGGAGUGUUACGUACCUGGCAGGUCAUUUUAAUGAAUUCAUGAAAGAAGUACAAAGCAGUAACAAGUAUGAGUUGAAAUUUUCACGUAACAACAACAACACCAAAUGCUUUAUUUGCAUGACCAUAAAGGAAUUACAGUAUUGCAAAAGCUAUUAGACUAAAUUUAAGUACUAAUUCAACUAAUUAGUACGUGCAAAACAUUACAAAACGUUACAGUUCUCAUUCAUUCAUUCAUUGAUAUUAAUUUGGUUCUUAAUUCAAAGCUUUGCGAGAUAAACGAAACUAAUUGACAGUUAAUUAAAUAAUCAGAAGAAUUCAUAAGAAGAGAUAUUAAAGUAUUGUGUGAAAGUGAUUUGAAGAAUAAGCCUUACAAUCUAGUAAGAAAUGAUCAAUUUCAUCUUCGAUUUUGUUACUUGUACAAAAGUGACAUAUCCUUUCAUUGCGAGGAAUGUUUUCGUAUCUACCUGUUGUACGAGAGAUUUACCAACCCUACCCCUCCCAGUUUUGUGACGUUGUUCAGCACUAUCAAGUUAGGGCUAGGGCUACCAAAUAAGGUAAUGAGCACGUGCGUGCUGAGUAAGCUAGAACUGGACGAGUCGAAAAAGUUUGGUGAGCGCGAGUUUUCCUUUGAGUUUUUUUUCAUCGAGUUUCGUGAGAGUUUGUGAGUCGGAUUGAAGCGGAAUAAACCAGGAAACCGUGUUAUUGUGAGUUCUAUGGGCUGUGUUAUUGUUCAGCUCAUUUUUGGUGCCGAGACCAGGACGCGCUGAAGAAAUACACAGCGCUAGCGAGACAGUUUGAGAAGCGAAGUGAUCCUUUCUCGGAGUCAAAACAAACAUGAGCGACAGCGACGAACCGAGCGACGAAGAACAACGUCUCAUAAAAGAGAUCGACAAGGAAAUUGAUAAGGUUAAGUACUUCAUGGAGGAGAUAGAUGAACUGAUCGAAAUUCAGGAUUAUUCGGAGAUGGAAAUAGUCAACAAACGAGCUGUGAAAAUCAUUGCAAAGCUAUCGGAUCUUAUUUCACAGACGGAAGAAUUAAAAAUUGAGCGAGGAUUGUCGCCUCGGACGGUGAGACAGUGGAGAAAAGACAUUAAAUCAAAGUAUGCAGCAUCUGUUAGCGAAAACGAGAGGCUUAAAAAGUGUUUAGAUGAUAGAGAGGAAGAAAUUACGCGAGGAAAAGAAGAUUUGAAGUGGGAGCAGCUGCAUAUACAUGAGAGAGGUUAAUGACUAUGAGAAACUGUACAGUUUGGAUUUACUGGGAGUCGAGGACCGGGGAGAGAAUGAUCAGCUGGAUGUUCUGCGUGACUUUAAAGAGAGUGUUGUCAGAAAGCAAGAUGGAAGGUAUGAGGUUGGUUUUUCUUGGAUACCGGGAGCUACAUUAACGAAUACAAAUGAAGCACUUAGCAGAAAGCGGCUUUAAAACGUGGAGAGAAAGCUUUCAAGAGAUAAGAAACUGAAAGGAGAGUAUGGUGGCAUAAUUGAAGAGCAACUCAGAGCAGGGGUAAUCGAGGAAGCACCUCAGAUUCCAUCUGGAGAACGUGUGUUCUACAUGCCUCACAAGCCAAUUGUAAAGCAGAGUGCCGUUACGACUAAGGUUCGCAUGGUGUUUGACGCAAGUGCUAAGCCCCAGCCUUUUACCUACAGCAUCUAUGAUUGCAUGUUCACUGGUCCUCCGUUGCAGCCGCUUCUUUGGGACAUAAUGAUUAGAGUGCGAAUGUCCACAAGUCUGCUCCUUGGAGACAUAGAAAAGGCGUUUCUCCAGAUAGGUGUUAAGGAGGAGGAUAGAGAUGCAGUCAGAUUCUUCUUCAACAUUAAAGGAACAGAGAAACAUUUAAGAUUUACACGUGUACCUUUCGGAGUUGAAGCAAGCCCUUUCCUACUGGGAGCCACUCUGCAGCAUCACUUUGAACAACAAGGGUCAGAAUUUGAAGAGACAGUGAGAGCACUUAAGGAGAACACUUAUGUUGACAAUCUCAUGCAAACGGGAGGAAAUGUAGAGAAACUCAUGCGGUUCAAAGAAGAGAGUACUGCCAUACUUGAGUCUGCCAGGUUUCCGGUGCACAAGUGGGAAUCUAAUGUCAAGUUUCUUGAAAGUGAAGGCAUGCCAAAUCCAAGCAAGAUCCUCGGACAUGUGUGGAAUAAGGAUGAUGACACACUGGAGCUGCUUGCAAAGCCUUUUCCACAAGAACAUCCAGUGACCAAGCGCACUAUACUCAGUUACCUAGGAACUGUCUAUGACCCACUCGGGAUAAUCUCGCCCACCAUGGCUGAGGGAAAGCAUAUUUAUCGAGAAGCCUGCGAUGAGAAGAAAGGCUGGAAUGCAGAAGUUUCCCCCAGAUUGAAGAACCAAUGGUUAAGGUGGACGAAGCAACUUAAAGAUGUAAGAGUGCCUAGAAGUAUUGCUUCAUUUGUUGGAGAGAUAGGAGCAGUCCAUUUACAUAUUUUCGCAGAUGCCAGCAUUCUAGCAUGCUGUUCAGCAGCUGUUGCGGUGGUAGAACAUGAGGCAGGCCUGACCAAAGGACUUCUGACCUCAAAGUCGCGGAUAUCAAAGAGAAGUACAUGAAUAGCAAGACUGGAGCUCGUGAGUGGCCACAUGGCAGUAAACAUGGCGAAGAACCUCAGCACUGCUCUCCAGCAAUGGCCCAUUCAAGCCAUCAACAUUUGGAUGGACAGUAUGGUAGCACUAUAUUGGAUAACCAAUCCUGGGAGAGGAUGGAAGGUGUUUGUAUCAAACAGAGUAAAGAAGAUAGCAGAAACCGCUGGUCCAAUGAACAUCACGUGGAAGUACUGCCCAUCAGAGUUGAAUCUAGCAGAUCUCGGAAGUAGAGGGGCAACCAUUGUGAAGAUGGAGAGAGGAAACUGGUUUGCCGGUCUGGAUUGGCUCUUGGACAAAAGGCGGUGGCCGGAGCAGCCAAGGCUGAAUAGCACCAAAGAAGCAGAUGAAGAGAGUAAGGUCACCCAAGAAGCAGUUCUCCGCACACAAGAGCGCAUGUUCGAUGAGUGGGAUGCCUUGUUAGAAAGAAGCACCUCCUGGCGUACAAUGAGAGUAACAGCAUGGGUGUUACGUUUUAUCAGAAACUGCCAAGCGAGAAGCAAGUCAAAGAAGAUGUCAGGGCCAUUAGUUACGGAAGAAAUCACAGCUGCAAGUGACUACUGGGUAAAGCGAGUUCAGAAAGCAGAGGAAACAUGUCUGAAGUCCCCAGGAUGGAAGUUGGUCAAAGAUAACAGUACAGGAGUUCUCAGGUGUGAAGGCAGAAUUAAAGGAUAUCGGCCGAUUUACCUUCCUGAUGGUCUACUUGCGGAGAAGCUUAUCCUUCACAUCCACAAUCAGGUCAUGCAUCUUGGUGUCGCGAACACGAUGGCGAGCAUGAGAGAGAACUGGUGGAUACCAAAGUUGAGAGCGAAAGUGAAGAAGGUCAUUAAGAACUGCAACAUCUGUAAAGUAUACUCCACCAAACCUUAUGGAGUGCCAUCAACUAGUGCUUUGCCAGAAUAUAGAACUGAGGGGAGCAGACCGUUUGAAGUAACCGGAGUGGACUUUGCCGGACCCUUCCUGUACAAGGUCGGUAAGAAAGAAGAAGGAAAGUGCUAUGUCAUUAUUUUCACUUGUGCCAGCUCCAGAGCGGUCCAUUUGGAAGUUGCAAGAACCCAAACGGCGGAUGAAUUCAAGAGUAAGCUGAAUGCCUUUAUCUCGCGACGAACAAGACCUUGCAUCAUCAUCUCGGAUAAUGCCAAAGUGUUUAAGGCUACAGCAGAUUGGAUCAAGACAGUGAGGAGAAGUGAGAAGUUCCAGAAUUACUUAGCACGUGAGAACAUCAGCUGGCAGUUUAAUCUUGCAAAGUCACCCUGGUGGGGAGGAAUCUAUAGAGAUUGAUUAAGGAGAUAAAGAAGACCUUGCAUAAGACCUUGGGGAGGUCACAUCUUUCCUUUGAAGCAUUUGAAUCAGUCAUCAUGGACAUCGAAAGAAAUUUGAACAAUCGCCCCUUGACAUACGUUGAAGCAGAGAGAGAGGAAGAGGCGGUACUUACACCAAACAUGAUCCUGUGGGCACGAGACGUGUAAGCGGUAGAAGACACUGAAGGCUCAGAUGCAGAGAAGCUAACAAGGAUGGCCAAACGAUUGGAAAAUACUAAGGCCAAUGCAUGGAAACGCUGGAAAAGGGAGUAUGUCCACAGCCUAAUGGAAAGUCACAGGCUUAACAAGGAAACGGUAACUAUACCUCAAGUGGGAGAAAUUGUACUCAUCAUUGGAGACGAAAAGAACCGCGGAGAAUGGAGAAAGGGUAAAGUAGUGCGUCUUAUCAAAGGCAAAGAUGACGUUGUUAGAGGGGUGACAUUGUUACACAAAAGGCACACUAUUGACCGACCGCUUCAGUUAGUUUGUCCCUUGGAAAUCAGAGUGGUGGAGAAUGUUGACCCAACAUAAAGGGGGAGGAGAGAUCGAGCUGAUGUAGGAGAACAGAGACCAACACGAGCUGCAGCUCAGAGGGUUGCUCAGAGAAUCGCACAACAAUUGCAAGAAGAAGAGAAUUGAUAAACUGAACUGUGUUAGAGUAUAAACCGGACUGUCAUAUAGCAAAUCGGAUUAGUUUCAAGUUACGUUUGAUUGUAAUAAUUGCGUGCUACAAUUUUUAGGGGAGUUGUGUACGAGAGAUUUACCAACCCUACCCCUCCCAGUUUUGUGACGUUGAUCAGCACUACCAAAUUAGGGCUAGGGCUACCAAAUAAGGUAAUGAGCACGUGCGUGCUGAGUAAGCUAGAACUGGACGGGUCGAAAAAGUUUGGUGAGCGCGAGUUUUCCUUUGAGUUUUUUUUCAUCGAGUUUCGUGAGAGUUUGUGAGUCGGAUUGAAGCGGAAUAAACUAGGAAACCGUGUUAUUGUGAGUUCUAUGGGCUGUGUUAUUGUUCAGCUCACUGUUUCAAUUCUAAGUUGAUGACCACUUAUUCUAAAUCUAACUAAUGCUUUUCUCGAAGGGUUUUUUCUUGUUAAAACUAGGUACGGCGAGGGGCUAUAUGGUCGUCUUUGAUUGUACAAUAAAAACUGAGUUUUUGUGAUUGUUGAAGGGUCUGAUUCCAGUAAGAGACGUAUUUAUUUUUCAUUAUGCCGAUAUACCUAUUAACUAUUGAGUCACUCAAUGAAUUACAGGAAAAGUCAUAGUUUAGAUCAUAGUAGUCAACCAUUUUCACGCGAUUAGAGUAACAGCCAUAAAUAGUGAACACCCACCUUAUAAACACAACUCAGUCGACUUAGUAUAUUGUAUUUAGUACAAUUCAAUGUAGCUAGAAUAUUGAUAAUUUAGUAGUUUCGACUGCAAUCAGGUGGGUGAGGAGGGUCUAACUUACACAAUACAUAAGAUUUAUGGGGGCCAUUUCUAAAAAGCUAGGAUGAACUUGGGGAUGGAUUGAAAAUCCUCUAAGCUUUUUCCUACCUACCUACCCAAGUGUACCUAUCUAUCUACUUUGAUUGGCAGCUCCAGGUCAGAGUGGCAAUAACCCAGUUCUCCAGCCUGGUGAUUACUCCUAUCCAUUUCAGUUUCUANUAUUUAUUUUUCAUUAUGCCGAUAUACCUAUUAACUAUUGAGUCACUCAAUGAAUUACAGGAAAAGUCAUAGUUUAGAUCAUAGUAGUCAACCAUUUUCACGCGAUUAGAGUAACAGCCAUAAAUAGUGAACACCCACCUUAUAAACACAACUCAGUCGACUUAGUAUAUUGUAUUUAGUACAAUUCAAUGUAGCUAGAAUAUUGAUAAUUUAGUAGUUUCGACUGCAAUCAGGUGGGUGAGGAGGGUCUAACUUACACAAUACAUAAGAUUUAUGGGGGCCAUUUCUAAAAAGCUAGGAUGAACUUGGGGAUGGAUUGAAAAUCCUCUAAGCUUUUUCCUACCUACCUACCCAAGUGUACCUAUCUAUCUACUUUGAUUGGCAGCUCCAGGUCAGAGUGGCAAUAACCCAGUUCUCCAGCCUGGUGAUUACUCCUAUCCAUUUCAGUUUCUAAUCCCAAACAUUAAAAUGCCAACCUCAGUAGAAGGAAGGUAUGGCUAUGUUCGCUACUGGUUAAAAGGAAUUGUUGACCGCCGAUGGAGAAAUGAUAUCACUACCAAAGCAGCUUUCACUAUGUUGGAAUAUGUGGACAUUAAUACACCGCUGCUUUUAGUAAGUUUUAAUUAACAUCAUGAUCUUUUCCUGGCACAUCAAAUACAAUGUAUUGGGUCUGUGCUCACUCUUACGAAGCUUUUUUCCUCUAUCAGAAAAUACAGAGAGAGGAAAUCUGAAAACAUUAAUUACCAAGUUAUCGUAACUUUUUUAACAGGACCUAGGAAAACUGGCAGAGACAUAUUUUGGUAGACUUAAUUUUAAUAAAUGUGAUUUGGAAUAGAAAUUGGUUUUGAAAAAUACAAGUAUCUUUGAUCGUUGUAAUUGCAACACGUUUGAAUUCAGUAUACAUGAACAUGGUGGUGUAGCUGUAGUUGUAGCCUAUUCUGUAUAGGCAGAAACUCUUAUGAGUUUCUGGUAUAGUAUAAUGAAGGUAUAUUAAAAUAAUGAACAAAGUAUUUGCAUCAUGAGGUACUGCAAAAACGGGCAAAGUCCCUUUAAUAGUGCCCGCUAUACAGGGUUGGACAUUGGCGCUCGCCCGUUCAUCCAGGCAAGUUCCAAAAUGGUCUUGCAAGUACAAAUCAAGAAUCACAUGCCCAGUUUGGCGAGUACGGUGUUCAUACUGGCACACUAAAAUACGUUAAUUCAAAAUUAACGUCACUCUUCACUUUCCACAUGAAAAUAAUCUGCGUCUGUCCUUUGGCCAGAAGCUUACGAUUCUGAAAUGUCCAUCAACCCUGGUCUGUAUUUUUGAGAACAGGUUCAUGAACACACAAAAUGCUCUCUGCUUUGAUGAUUGCUACAUGAAGAAUAGACACUUGUACUAAGUACCAGUAAUAUCUCUGGUCAUUAAAUACACUGCAUUGUCCACAGAACCGCAAAAUGCGGGAAAAUAGAAAGAUUGGAGAGAGCACAUGUUUAUGUCAAAUGGGAAACAUGAAUUUGUACCACGUGACCAAGUUUCUCCCAAUACUUAUUGUUGUUUCCUGUUCAUUAUUUUUGCACAUAAAUAAGUAGUUUCACGCAAUUUUUUAUCCAUAAUGAUUGUUUUGAGCUGUUUUUAUCUGCUCAUUUUCUUUUUUGGGCAAUUCUCAAUGUGAAUCUGACUUUUGGUGUCUGCAGUAUAUGUGAAGAAAAUAAUAAGAUAAAAACUAUCUAGAACAAUUCUUAUGGAUAAAACUGGCGUGAAACUAUGUAUUUUUGAGUUAGAAGUAAUAAACAGUAAACGGCAAUUAAGAACUCAAGAAAACUGAGAUAAUGUCCAAGUUUGCACACAGUAGCAAAAAUUGCGAAAAAUUGGAGAAAUUGCAGUUUUUGCCAAAAUUACUAAAUUCAAGUGCAUGAAAAACUGCAAUUUUUGCUGCUGUGUGCAAACCUGCAUGGACAUAAGUGGGAAAACUUGGCUCACAGUACAGAUUCACGUUUCCUGUUUGGCAUAAAUAUGACUCUUAAUCGAUCUAAUGGCUCUAUCUUACCGCCGCCUUUAAUGUAUAAUUUUGACACUGCUUGAGUAUGGUGUUGUUUCUUUUUUGUUUAUUAAGGUCCGUUUCAGGGCAUGGUGAGUGAACUUCCAUGCAGUAAAGAGGGGGCUAUUUUUUAUGGUAGUCUGUGAGACUGGGCAAGAGAAAACUGGUCAGCUCGAGUGCUCCAAAAUUUUAGUUUCCAACCCUGUUAUAGUAGCAGUUUUUUAGUAUACUAAGCCUUAGGUAGGGGCUAAAGUGACUUGAGUCAAGUCUAUUACGACCAGUACUUAUUUCAACUCUUAUUUCCUCACCAACCUUGUCAGAUCCAGGAGGAUCGCAAUGUGGGAUGCCUGUGCUGUGUAUCUGGUCCAAUCAGUACUAUUGUCUAUACUGACAGAGGAGGUUACUAUCCAGGAGAAUCUAUUGGUGUCUCUGCAGUCAUUAAUAAUAAUUCAAAAAAUGAGAUUAUUGGGCUGGAGAUACAACUUAUUCAACUCACUGUCUUCAUUGGUUCUGGUGGUGCGUAUAAGAACCAACAUCACGGUAAGAACAAGUCUAGAACAAAUAAAAGUAAUUAAAUUAAAUUAAUUAAUAGUCAAUUUAAUUUGAUUUAGUACUUGUUUCAGAACUGUUUUGAAUUGCAGUCACUGCGGGAACUAGCUACACAAUAUUGUAGUUAUGAAGUUGUGAAAUAUAUUAACCUUUUCACCAGGGCCGAGUUGUUCAAAGCGGGGUUAAGAUAACCCAGGGUUUGUACGACAUUUGAAUUCAGAUUUGAAAGCUUUUGAACACAAGAAAGAGAAACCCUGGUUGAAUUUAACCCCGGGUUAAGGGCUAAUCGGCCUUCGAACAACUGGGCCCAGAGUGAUUGACUGAGUUUUGUGAGGAGGUUAUAACAUUUGAGUCUGUUUUUGAUUUACUAUGGUGUGACCAUUAAAAUGAAAACUUUUGGCAGAUGACUUUCACAUGAUACUAGCAUAUUGAUCAAGUCCUUACUACACAAGAAAGCUUCACCUCUAGUUGGAGAAGAAAACAAUUCCUGAAAGGCUGCCUAUUCACAUUUAUUUGAUGGAGUUGAAAUCAUACUCCAAUUUGGCUGAACUGUCGAGCACCCGGACAGUUUGAAGCCACGUAGCCGCAUGGCCAUGCACUUAGCCGCAAGACAACUUUCAUGCUACUGUAACUAUUAUUUUGCAAACCACAACAGGAGUCCCAUAGCCACAUAGCCACUGUUUUAGGGGUAUGGGUCAGAAGUGGCUGCAGUUACUCCCAUGAUUUUUAUCUUCAUCAUCACCAUCAUCAAUUUCAUUCAUUUCUAGGAAAAAAAAAACACUGGGAAGAUAAGGUUGCAUCCAUGUUUCAAGAAGGAGUGAAGCCUGGGGAAGAGAUUCGCAUGCCAAUGGUACCACUUCCAGUCCCCUCUCUGCCUCCAACCAUGACGAGUUGCAGUUGCAUAAAGAUAUCAUAUUUUCUACGGGUAAUUUACCCAUUUUCUGUCCAUUUUGCUGAAUUUUUUUUUUUUGAUGACUGUCAUUUGCUGCCUAAUUUGCCAACAUUUUCCCUUAAGUCAAACCUACCGUAGUUGUUCUGCUCUGAAUGACAGGACUUGCAUCUGGUGUGAAUUCAUCUGGUGAUGGAAUAUUUUUAGUACAGCUAAGAAUUCCUGUUUUGCCCCAUGUAAGGGAAUCCUGAUUCCAGAAUGCGGGAGGAUUUUGCUUAUGGAACUAGGAAUACAGCUUAAGAAUCCGGAAUCCCGCUAACGAUUGCAAUCCAGAAUCCAAGUUCUACUGACAAAUACUGGAAUCCAGUACCUGGAAUCCGGAAUCCACCGCGUGGCAUCCAGAAUCGAAGACUGUCUUGGAUACCCUUGCUUGGGGCGACCUGUUACUCAAAAGUAAUUUUUGCUGCUAGGAGGGGAAUAAGAUAGGAUUAGGGCUCCCUCCUUCAUUCUUUUCGUUUUUUCCUUUGCCUUGAAACCUCGGCUAGCAAGGAACAAUAACGACUUUAAGUGCCGAGGUUUAUUUCAUUCAUUACCAAACGAAUCCUGAAAAUACUCAAAUAAGGUGAGUUGGAAUGCCAACAAAAAAUUAUUCUCCCCACUGUCUUUCACAGACCUGGGAAGUGUGCAGAGUUGAUAUAAAAUCGAGUUAAACGCCAACAGUUGUAGGUCAGUUCUAUUUCGUUGCUUAUUUUUUUUCUUGCCACCUUUCAACAGCUGAAAGUUAGAGUGAAGGGCGCCUCCAACUCAACAUUAAACAUUCCAAUCACAAUUGGCUCAGUUCCAUAUCGGCCGCCCCUUCAUCCAGCCCAAUACCCACCCCCAGGUGCUGCUUUGACUCCUAGUGCCCCACCACUGGCGGGAUUUGACGCAGCAUCAGCGUAUCCACCAGCCGCUACACAGUAUAGUGACCCUGCGCAGAAUUAUCCAAAUAUUGGUAAGAAACAUUUUGUAUCGUGACUACUGUAGUAUUCCGAAAUUAAUCCCACCCGCCCACCCACCCUCACAAAAAUUACGGCUACCCGUAGGGUUACACUAAACUUUGGUGUGGUUACACUAGACCAUUUCCCACAUCUGAUCUGAUCAUUUUGAUGUUUUCGGUUACACGCCAAUAAAUUGCCCAAGGGGAAGAAGAGCUUGGACCAGGUUUCACAGGGGUCAUGAUCAAUUUAUAAAAUGAAAGAAAAAAACUGGCUCCAGAACUCUUUGACCUAAGAUUUUGCUUAUGAAACAUUUCUUGUUUUUGAUUUCAGCUCUCGUAGAGUGUGUUAGCGGUGGAGCGUCAAUUGAAGACAAGGGCGAUAAAAAGACGCUGGGUGAUACCAGCUUUACACCAAUGUACCCGUUUGUUUAUAACUACCAAUUUCCCUCUGCACCGCCUCCUUCUUUUCCCUAAGAGGGAAGUACAACUAGCUUCGAAGUGGCAGACAUUAGCCAUGUGAUUUAUUAAGAAGUUAUAAAUUAUUUCUUUAG
This is a messenger RNA of Porites evermanni, 14455 nucleotides long. NCBI's taxonomy places the organism in Eukaryota, Metazoa, Cnidaria, Anthozoa, Scleractinia, Poritidae. The record is from the annotation of a GenBank genome assembly.